AGAGCCGCGCAUGCGCAGUUGGACGGAAAGAAGAAGCAUGGCGGGGCCCGCACCGAAACACGCGCUGGAGAUGGUGCGGUCGGACGGAGCAGACGAGGGCUGUGUGACGUUUGUGCUUCAUGAAGAGGAUCACACGCUGGGAAACUCUCUCCGGUACAUGAUCAUGAAGAGUCAGGAUGUGGAGUUCUGUGGCUACAGCAUCACACACCCGUCAGAGAGCAAGAUCAACUUCCGCAUUCAGACGCGAGAUGGGAUGGCAGCGUCUGAACCCCUGCGCAGCGGCCUGAAUAACCUGACUGAAGUCUGCAAACAUGUGCUGCACACCUUCCAGGCACGGAUGCAAGCGUUCAAGGAUAAAGAGGAACCCAUGUCAUGAAGAUCAGGACACGCUCAGGAUGGAUGCAUGCUCCUCUAGCAUGGAUAUGUGUUAUAUUAUGUUCAUUAACAUUUGUAAACGGUUUGUGCCAGUGCACUAAAACCCUACUCAUCUCACAUCUUGAGGAGAACCAGUUUUGAUUUUGUUUGUCU
Molecule: messenger RNA, 528 nt
Organism: Carassius carassius (crucian carp)
Lineage: Eukaryota; Metazoa; Chordata; Actinopteri; Cypriniformes; Cyprinidae
Gene: polr1d
Product: RNA polymerase I and III subunit D
Exons: 6
Coding region: 11-376 (121 amino acids)
Biological process (GO): DNA-templated transcription
Cellular component (GO): RNA polymerase III complex; RNA polymerase I complex
Molecular function (GO): DNA binding; DNA-directed RNA polymerase activity; protein dimerization activity
Source: RefSeq, a predicted model, not a curated record